AUUAGACUUGUACAGAAAUGAAUGGUCACAAGAUGGGAGGAAGAGAUGCAAAUUUUAAGGAUUUUAACAGUUUUGCACCGUUUACAGAUGAGGUGGUAAAAGAAGAGGGUCAAAUAGCUCUGUCUAAAUUAGAAUCAAAGAAAAACUGUAUUCUAAAUGGUAGCAAGGAGGAAAAUAGUUUUUGAGCCUCGCUGAGAAAGAAAAUAUCUUUUAAGCAAGGAGGGAUGAAAGGAUCUUUCUUCAACCUCAUCGCCUGCACUUUAGGGAUAGGCACCACAGUAAUGCCUUAUUUAGCCCUGACUAAUGGGAUCAUUUUAUCUUCCCUAUUUACUAUUUGUGGGGCAUAUCUUUGUUACUUCUGUGGAAUGCUACUGGUAAGCUGAGCAGAGAAAACAGGAAUGGACAAAUAUGAAGAAUUUACCUCUAUUUUAUUUGGAAGAAAUAUUUCUUUACUAGUUGGAUGGUUUAAUACAUUAACUCUUCUUGGAUAUGUUACUUCAUCCAUUGUUUUUCUGAAGAGUUUGAUACCGCAUGUAGUAGAUGAAUUCAUUGGAUUGGAACAACUCCCAGAGAUUAUGAAUCAGGAGACUUAUAAAGGACAGAUAUUUUGGGCAGCAUUGUAUACUGUUAUGAUGCUUUUGCCAUUGUCAUUACCAAGAAAAAUCGGAGUGCUUAGAUUCAAUGCAAUGUUCGGAGCAAUUUGUACAUUUUAUUUAAUUAUUUGUAUUACUUUGAUGCUUUUUGAUGCUGAACUUGUUCCAAACAUUGGAGAAGCUUUUAACAAUAAUAUUGUUUAUGUAAAAUUUACUUUUGAAGGAAUCGCUGAUGGUAUUCCUUUUGCUGUAUUUGCAUUUAUGUAUCAGCAGAAUGUGCCUAUUAUUUACAGAGAGCUCAACCAAAAAUCUUAUAGAAAAAUGAGCAUUGUUAUGAUCUCAGGAACCACUUUUGCUACCUUUUUGUAUAUCGUGGUGUCAAUUUGUGGGUAUCUUGAGAUCGUUGGGGAUCAGGCAAAAAUUGAGGCUUUAAGAGCAAAUAAAUAGCAUACUUGAAGUUCCUUUUGAUAAGCCUUCAUUUAAAGUAGCUAAGAUCGCUUUAAUGCUGACCGUAGCUUGUGGUACACCUCUUUGUGUCUUACCUGCUAAAGAUGCAUUUGAAGAGAUUUAUGUUCCUGGUAGAAAGCUAAGCUUUAAGCAGAAUAUUUUCACAACUUUGGUAAUGUUACUUGGCUGCUUUCUUUGAGCUGUUCUAAUACCAAAUAUUGGUGAUGCAAUAACUAUAUUCGGAUGUACUUUGAAUCCCUUGAUGGGUUUUAUCCUUCCUGCAGUUUUCUAUCUCAAGAUAGUCGAAGAUGAGAAGAAAUGAAUGAGAAUAAGUUGCUAUGCUAUCAUCAUCUUCAUUACUUGCUUGUGAUGUUGGAUUUUCUAUAAAUUUUGAGAUAGUAAGUUGCAAUAA
This is a messenger RNA of Moneuplotes crassus, 1452 nucleotides long. The record is from the annotation of a GenBank genome assembly. Lineage: Eukaryota; Ciliophora; Spirotrichea; Euplotida; Euplotidae.